Messenger RNA from Setaria italica (foxtail millet), 1467 nucleotides. Its product is annotated as zinc finger MYM-type protein 1-like. The record is from RefSeq and is a predicted model, not a curated record. NCBI's taxonomy places the organism in Eukaryota, Viridiplantae, Streptophyta, Magnoliopsida, Poales, Poaceae. The coding region runs from base 32 to 1342 and encodes 436 amino acids. The transcript has 2 exons. Gene Ontology annotation, molecular function: protein dimerization activity.
AAGAGGUCAAGGUUACGAUGGGGCCAGUAACAUGAGAGGGGAGUGGAACGGAUUGAAAGCUCUAAUUCUCAAUGAGUGCCCAUAUGCAUAUUAUAUUCAUUGCAUGGCUCAUCAGCUUCAGUUGGCCCUCGUAGCAGCAUCAAGGGAGGUACAUGAGGUACACAAUUUUUUUCAGCAUGCAAAUUUCAUCAUAAAUGUUGUUAGUACUUCUCCUAAGCGCAACGAUGAGUUGCUAGCAAAACAAGCAGAGGAAAUUGCCCAUGAAAUUGAAUUGGGAGAGCUUGACACAGGACGAGGGGCAAAUCAGAUUUCCUCCCUACAAAGGCCAGGGGACACUAGAUGGAGUUCCCACUAUAGGUCUAUUCUAAGCUUAAAGAAGAUGUUUGGUGCCACAGUUUCAGUCCUACGCAACAUUGCUAAUGAUCGUUCAGUUUCAAAGUAUUCUCGGGGAGAUGCCAGUGGUGCCUUACGAAUCAUUGUCACAUUUGAUUUUGUGUUUAUUCUACUCCUAAUGGAAAAGAUUAUGAAGAUCACUGAUGUAUUGUGCCAGACACUCCAAAAGAAGAGCAUUGAUAUCUUAAAUGCGGUGGAUUCUGUUUCUACCACAAAAGUGUUGCUUGGUGAGUUGCGAGAUAAUGGUUGGGAACCUCUUCUUGAGGAGGUCAAAUUAUUUUGUGGAAAGCACGAAAUUGAUAUUCCGGAUCUGAGUAAGAAGUAUGUUGAUGUGACAAAAUCUCGAAACAAGAACGACAACACCACAGCCUUUCACCAUUACAAAGUAGAUGUGUUUAAUGUUGCAAUUGAUCAACAGCUAGCAGAGUUAGAAGAUCGAUUCAGUUCUCAAGCGACAGAGCUUUUGUCCCUUUGUGCUUCUUUGGAUCCUAGGCUGGACACAUUCAACAUAGACAAUAUAUGCACUCUGGUAGAAAAAUAUUAUCCUGCUGAUUUCUCAAGUCAAGAAAGAGCUCAAUUAGAGUGUCAGCUGCCACAUUUUCAAAUUGAUGUAUGCAACAGUCCAGAACUAAAGGAAUUAUCAACACUUGCUGAUCUAACAAGUGGACUAUUUAAAACAGGAAAAUAUUCAUCUUAUCCUAUGGUGGACAGGUUAUUAAGAUUAGUAUUAACUCUUCCAGUAUCAACUGCAACCACCGAAAGAUGCUUUUCAGCUAUGAAACUUGCGAAGACACGUCUCAGAUGUACAAUGGGAGAUGGAUUUCUGCGAGAUUGUUUGGUAAUUUAUAUUGAGAAGGAAUUGGCUGCAUCAAUCAGUACUGAUGAUAUUAUUACAGCAUAUGAUCUUGCUGCUAGUCGAAGAGCUAAAUUUAAAUUGAUAGAUAUGUAAUUUUAUUUUGGUUAAGACUUAUAAAACAUACUAUUAUUAUAUCAUUAUAUGUGACUAAAAUCAGCUCACGUGGCUAUCGGUUCUACAUUGCUUUGUUCAUUGCCCCCCCUUACUUCAAAUCCUGG